Messenger RNA from Sphaerodactylus townsendi, 6348 nucleotides. It is a transcript of the gene GARRE1, whose product is annotated as granule associated Rac and RHOG effector 1. NCBI's taxonomy places the organism in Eukaryota, Metazoa, Chordata, Lepidosauria, Squamata, Sphaerodactylidae. The record is from RefSeq and is a predicted model, not a curated record. The transcript has 14 exons. Gene Ontology annotation, biological process: Rac protein signal transduction. The coding region runs from base 1024 to 4188 and encodes 1054 amino acids. Gene Ontology annotation, molecular function: CCR4-NOT complex binding.
AGCUGAAGGGGCCGCUGGGGCUGCGCCGCUGGGAAGGGAGGGUGGGAGCAUUCUGUCCCCCCUCGUCUCGUUUUUUUAAGGUGGGCGAAUCCCGAGUGCGGCUGCGGGCCGGACUGCGCCUGCGCGAAUUCCAGGGCAUCUUCCUGCUAAAUAGUGACCGAGCCUUGCAAAGGUUCUUUGGGGCUCGCAGCAGGCGAGAAAAUGACCUAGAGGCCUUACAAAUACAUUUCUGCAUUCUUCAGACUACAAUCAAGAGAAGUUCAUUCUGAACUAAUGUUAAAAGGAAACUACCUCAACAUACAGAAGGAAAGGCGAAGAAGGCUUGCAAUAAAACACACCCACUUUCUGCAUAAUGUGUACUUGCGAAGUCUCCAGGAAGAAAACUUGUGCUUUUUUUCAGUAUUAAGAUAGAAAAUUCAAACCAGUUUGAUUGAUGGACUCCAUCGAACCAUUAAGCUAUUUGAUCUGCUGAUGUGAAGACUCAGUGGUUCUUCAAAGAAAGACAUACUCUAUAUUAAACUAUCACUGUUGAACAGUGAUUUUGCUCUUCCUCAUCUGAUACUAACUGAAAACGUUUAUUACUAUGAAAUUACUUUUUAAAAGAUUGUUAAAGUUUCUUCAUUGUAAGUUAAUGUUAACAUCAGGUGUCAAAAAUGCAUUGGCAGGAAAACUGGAACAGACAGCUUUUUUUGUCCCCUGCUUUGAAAUUGUAUCCUGAGCACAUAGUAGAAUGCUAAGCAGGAAACGUACAGUAUUUUUAAGCUAUCACAGCUUGCUUUUACAAUUUGGUUUGUAACUGCAGCAGUGCUGCGUUUGAACACUGAAUCGUACAAAGCCAGCAGACCUGCUGCCUUUCUCACUGCUGAUACAAAUUACCUACCUUUUUUUGUUUCUGAAAUGCCUCUUGCGAGAAUUAUGUGCAUACUCUUCUACUACUGCUAUAUACAGGCGUACUUCUAGGGGAGCAAGACUUGAGAGUAGAUUGUUAGCUAAUUGAAGGAACCUUUGGACAAGUACUCCCUUAUGUAUUGCUGCAGUGCACAAGAAAGUAAAAUGGACUAUAAGAGGCGCUUUUUGCUUGGCGGGUCCAAGCAAAAAGUGCAGCAACACCAGCAGUAUCAAAUGCCAGAGCUAGGCAGGACCUUGAGCACACUAGCAUCUCCAGCCACGACAUCCCCUCUGGUCUCCCUGGCUGCUGCUGGCGGCUGCAACCAUGCUACUCCAAUUGCAGACAUCCAGCAGGGAAUCUCCAAGUAUCUGGAUGCACUCAAUGUAUUUUGCCGUGCAAGCGCUUUCCUUACAGACCUUUUCAGCAGUGUGUUUCGGAACUCGCACUAUUCUAAGGCAGCUAUGCAACUGAAAGACGUGCAGGAACAUGUCAUGGAAGCAGCGAGUCGACUCACGGCAGCAAUAAAACCAGAAAUAGCAAAAAUGCUGAUGGAACUGAGUGCUGGAGCAGCAAACUUUAAAGAUCAAAAGGAGUUCAGCCUACAAGACAUUGAGGUCCUUGGGCGAUGUUUCUUGACAGUGAUGCAAGUACACUUUCAGUUUUUAUCCCAAGCUUUGCAGAAGGUCCAACCAGUGGCUCACUCGUGUUUUGCUGAAGUGGUAGCUCAGGAGAGGAAGAAUUCCAGUAUGGCUGAGACGUCCUGUGCAAACCCCACGACUGAGCUAGAAGACGCUGUGCGAUCCUGGAGAGGCGCAGCAGAGGCCACGUCGCGGCUGAGAGAAAGAGGCUGCGAUGGCUUAGCUGGAAUUGAGGUCCAACAGCUCUUCUGUUCCCAAAGUGUGGCAAUUCCUGAGCACCAGCUAAAAGAACUGAACUUGAAAAUAGACAGUGCUUUGCAGGCAUACAAAAUUGCAUUGGAGAGUUUGGGUCACUGUGAAUACGCAAUGAAGGCUGGCUUCCACAUAAACCCAAAGGCUAUUGAAGCAAGUUUGCAGGGCUGUUGCAGUGAUGCUGAAGCCCAACAGGCUGGUCGGAGACAGACUCCUCCUCAGCCAAUCCAGUGUGAGCUCCCAACAGUUCCCAUUCAGAUAGGUGCUCACUUCCUGAAAGGAAUAUCUUUCAAUGAGUCUGCAGCAGACAACUUGAAGUUGAAAACGCACACUAUGAUACAACUGAUCAAAGAAACCGGGUGCCAUAAUGGAGUGACCCCGAGAGAUGACUCUCCUGUGACUGAAAUAUUGAACCAGGUUUGCCCUUCCACAUGGCGAGGAGCUUGUAAAACUGCUGUACAGUUGCUCUUUGGGCAAGCUGGCCUGGUGGUUGUGGACACAGCGCAGAUUGAAAACAAAGAGGCGUAUGCUCCGCAGAUCAGUUUAGAAGGUUCCAGAAUUGUGGUUCAAGUACCAUCAACUUGGUGCCUAAAAGAAGAUCCUGCAACGAUGUCUUUGCUACAGAGAAGCCUGGAUCCUGAAAAGACUUUGGGGCUGGUGGACGUUCUUUAUACCGCGGUGUUCGACCUGAAUCGGUGGAAGGAAGGAAGGGAGCAAGCUUUGCCCUGUAUUCAAAUCCAACUCCAGCGUGAGAUCUGCGACUUUGGGAGCCACAUUGACUUGCCACCUGGAAAUGGAAACAAAUCGACCGGUGGCUUGCAAAAGACUUUCUCCAAGUUGACAUCCCGGCUUACAAAGAAAGCCUCCUGUGCAAAUUCGAGCAACAGUGGGAGUUACUCCAUUCCUAGUACACCUUCCAAAAACCUUUUUAUAGCUAACAACUUGGAGGACAAAUCAAAAACACCCAGCAAUGCAGACACCCGGCUGCAAAGCAUUCUGAACAUCGGGAACUUCCCCAGGGCAGCAGAGUCGACACAGCCAGGGCAGAGCCCGAGCAAGCAGACUGUCAAUGGGUUUCUCCUUGACAGGCGAGAUAAUGGCAAAGCAGACAGUUUCAAGGAUGCCAAAGGCAUGAAUUUACCGACUGACCAAGAAAUGCAGGAGGUGAUAGAUUUCCUCUCUGGCUUCAAUAUGGGUAAAUCUCAGCAGACCUCCCCACUGGUGAAAAGGAGGAACUCCGUUGCAUCCUCUUCGGCUGCAGCAGAGCAGAAGCCCACCGCCGUGCAGCAGCAGCCUCAGUCUUCGUCUCACACGCCCCUGCACCAUCUUCAGCAAGGGCUGUUGCAGCAGCCUCAAAAGCAGCAGCAACAAAUGCAGUUUUAUCAGCACCUGCUUCAACCCAUCGGGCCCCAGCAGCAGCAACAGCAGCAGCAACAGCGUUCACCUGGCAAAUGGCCCACCAAUGCCAGCCAACAGCCAGCCCAGACUGUUGGCCCGGGAUUGUCUCAUGUGCAUCAGUGGGGCAGUCACACCUGUAAUGACCUGAGCUCUGAUUUGUAUAGCUUGGGCCUGGUGAACAGUUAUAUGGACAAUGUGAUGUCUGAGAUGUUGGGACAGAAGCCACAAGGACCUCGAAACAAUACGUGGCCAAAUCGUGACCAAAGUGAUGGAAUCUUUGGGAUGUUGGGAGAGUUUCUACCUUUUGACCCUGCAGUUGGCUCGGAUCCAGAGUUCGCCCGCUAUGUGGCUGGGGUCAGCCAGGCCAUGCAACAAAAAAGGCAAGCACAGCACUUCCGUCGCCCCAGCAACGCACGUAGCAACUGGCCUCAUCCUGAUGAUCCUCACAGAACCUGGCCCUUUCCUGAGUAUUUUACGGAAGGUGAGAUGACCAGCAGCUGGUCGGGCACUCAGGGUGACUCUGCCAGCUCCAGUGAUGAGACCUCCUCUGCCAAUGGAGACAGCCUGUUUUCCAUGUUCUCAGGGCCAGACAUCGUUGCUGCAGUCAAGCAAAGAAGAAAACACAGCAGUGGCGAGCAAGAUCCCAGCACGCUUCCAUUGCCACCACUCCUUUCUACAGUGGAUGAUCAUAAUCAGGACAACAAAACCAAAACCUGGCCUCCUAAAGCCCCUUGGCAGCACUCGCUGCCGAGUCAAAGCAUGUCUUUGUACCAGAUGGGUAACCCUGCCAGCCAGUGGAAUGACACCAUGCAGAUUCUGCAGUCAUCAGUUUGGUCAACAGCCAGCGAUUGCACUCCAUCAACAGGGAUCUCCUCCACUUUUGCCUAUGCGCAGCAGCCGCAGCAACAAUCACAGCAGCAGCAACCGUCUCAGCACAAACCGAUGAAUAAGGGCUUUAAACCUUUCCCAGUCAAGCACGAACGUAGAGCAUCCUAUAUGCAUCAGUACUGACCCCUUCCCCCCCCCCCUUAGCCAGACACAGCAGCGGAGGACCAAAGUCUUCAACAUGACAAAUAUUCAUUUGUUUUACAGUUGUGCGGUGGUGGCUGUCUUCUGGUUGUUCUGUGGAGUGACAGCUUCUAGUGGUGGUCUUUCUCUCAGUGCUGAGCAUAUAGUGCCAAGGUACUAGGUAUAUACACAACAGCUCUAAACUGUGAUGCUUUCAAAGCGUGUGGACUUAACUUUUACCCUGCUAAAAAAAACAAAAGAAACCCUGCUACAUUAUUACCACAGAAAACACUGUAUUUUAUAGCUAUUUUUUCAUAUAGAUCUCUAUAGUUACCAUUUCUUGCUAAAACGAAUUUUGAGUACCUUAAAGCAAAUCUUGCGGUCAGUUUUGCUCAACACUCAUCUUCUUUAGAUUUCUAACUGACAAAAGAUUGAAAGAAAAAGGCUUCAUGCAGGUUACUUAGGCUGCUGAUUUUUUUAAAAAAAUAAAACUGUGUUGGUUAUUCAUGUGCCACACAAGCUCUUUGCAACAGCAGUGGUUCAAAGGCAACCACAGAACUGAUCUUUCCAGUUACUUUAUUCAUGCAAAAAUAACAAAACAGCUGGAACUGUUCCAGUUAGGUUGCAUGUGACCUGGCCAAUCAGUGGGCCCAGUUCACCUAGAUAGAACUUAUGCUCAAUCCCCUCACAGUUCUUCUUGGUGGGUUGCAUUCACCUGUGGGUUCUCACUACGUCUGAAGUACACAAUUUGAUAUUUUUACAUUUGGCCAAAGGCAUUAUCCAUACAGUGCUCCUUAAAUGUAUGAAAGAAUAGUUAAGACUACUUGCAAAUAUUUAAAGUCUUAUUUCAAUGCUAGACUUAGUGUGUAAACAUGAGCUGGCUCAGAAGAGAGAGAACUUUAAAACACUAUUUUUUGUAGUGCUGAGAAUUAAAGUUAACUACUUUCAGUCAAUAUGUGCCAUUAAAUAAGUGAACCUGUGGAAUUAGGAACUAUCUUCCAACCAAAGUGGAUCUGGAGGAGUGACUGGUGCUUAAAUUGAAAAAAAAAAGGUAAAUAUGUAUAGUUAUCCCAUUGUAUAUUGAUUGGGGCAAGAGAAGUCUUUAUAAAAAAACCUAUUUAAAUUUUCAUACUUCAUCUUUGGAAGAGUAAUUAUAAACCACAAUAUUUUCUGGUAUAAAGGUUUUUGACAGUAUUAAUAUUAUUUUUAUAUUUUCUUAAGUCAUAUCAUUCUAAUACAUUGACAAGUAAAAUGGGUUAUUAGUUAUAAAUGCAUAUAGUUUUUUGAUGAAGAUAAAAGCACAUUUAAGUUCCCAUUUUCUACAAACUAAGUACAUGUGUAUAUUAAAGAUACCAAAUUAUAUAUAAAUGAAAAAGAUACACAACACUAACCGUUUGGGUAGGGAGGGUCAAAGCCCCUCCCCCUUCUGCUUGUGUAGCAGCGGGUCAUCUUGGCAGGCCUCGAAUGUUACUAUUUGUGCUGGUUGAAGAUGCCAACGUUGCCUGUAUUUAUGAUAUUGUCACCAUGUUCCCUGUAAACCCACCCUUACCAUGUUUACAGAGUUGUUUGCUGUGCAUAACUUUACAGUCAUGUGUUUGCACAGUCCAUGUGGCUUCUGUCUGUAAAUUGUUAAUGUUCUGUACCUUCUGCUAAAACAUUGGUGAAUUUAACAAGUGGUUAUGAGUUUUCUCAAGUAUGCCAUUGAAAACUUAUAUUGGACCCUAAAGGCUACUGCAGUUGUUUACCACAAAUCAAAGUACAAAUAUUUGUUGUUGUUUUUUUUGCGGUUCCCUAAAAAAAGCAUCUAGACUGUUUUUGCAAUUUAGUGGUAAAUGCAAGCACUGGCAGGUUUUUUUUUUUCAAAAUUGGAGUGAAAAGUGGAAAUACUGGUUAAUCUGUUUGUCUCGUAGGUGCUACAUCAUCCUCUGCUUCCAACCUUGCCGAAUACUGGUAUUUUCCACACUUGUGUCCAUUUGGCACCCAAUCUUGCCAUACGUUUCACACUGCCAGGUGCAAAGGGGUUUGGUGCUCAGUUAACUUACCCGUAUUGCAACACUUCUGUGAAUAGCUCAUGCUUUGGAACUGUAUAUUUUGUAUUUUAAUUUUAAAGCGCCUGUAAUUAAACACACAAAAUUAUUUGCUUUAAUAAAGAUAUACCUUUAA